Messenger RNA from Lampris incognitus (smalleye Pacific opah), 2493 nucleotides. RefSeq names its product tripartite motif containing 105 (gene trim105). Gene Ontology annotation, molecular function: protein binding. The coding region runs from base 172 to 1467 and encodes 431 amino acids. The transcript has 7 exons. Lineage: Eukaryota; Metazoa; Chordata; Actinopteri; Lampriformes; Lampridae. The record is from RefSeq and is a predicted model, not a curated record.
CGGAAGUGCCACGGCUAGCUGCCGAGGCAACUGUUCAGGCUCGCCGUCUUAUGACUCGGAUCUGAAAGCGGACGGGGAGACUUCCAAAUGGCGUUAUUUUGAUCACAGCCGCUCUACGGACGAUCUCUGUCAGUGUGACCAACCUUGAGAAGAAGCGAGUAUCCCAACACCAUGGCUGCGGCUGCUACACCUGGCAAUGGCGGUCUAAGGGAGGACCUAACAUGUGUCAUAUGCCAUGAUCUUUUCCAAGAGCCUGUGAUGUUAGCCUGUAUGCACCACUUCUGCAAAUCCUGCAUCUCUAGAUACUGGAGAGGUGUCCAGGGACCUGUGACAUGCCCGCAGUGCCGCAAAGGAUUCCCUACAAAACAAUUUCAUAUCAAUUACCUUGUGACCACCUUGGUGGAGAAGGUUAGGGCCAUUACCUCUGACACUGGCUUAAAGAAUGUAGAGAUACAAAUAAAAGAGUCUUUGGAGAGCCAUCGCCAAAGAAGGGAGGAGUUCAUCAACAUUAUCUGCAGAGAUGAAGAGAAGAUGGAUGCCAUAAAGAGAGUUGGGGGCGAGCUGCAAGCUCGCAUCCAGGGUGAGUUCAGGGCUCUGCAGCAGUUCCUGCAAGAAGAAGAGGCUCGUGUGCUGGCCCAGCAGAAGAGAGCGCAGGAGGAGAUGCUGGAGAAGCUCCAGCGUCACCAUGAGGCCUGCAGAGAAGCUGUGAAGGAGCUAGAGCAGAAUACAAGAGUCCUCCAGCAGACCAUUGAUGCUACUGAUAACGGUGUAAUAGCUGAGUUUCCCCAGCUAAGGCCUUGUGUACAAGUUGAUAUGGUGCCGGAGUUUGAUGUAAAUGCUUUCAAAGCCAAAUACAUUGCCCCAUUACAUUACAUCACAUGGAGAAAGAUGUUCAAGAGUUUGAAGCCAGGUCCGGCCCCAUUAACCUUUGAUGUUGAUACAGCCCAUCCAAGCAUUUUUGUCUCUGGGGACAAAACCGUAGCAGUCGAAUAUGAUUGUAUGGUCUCAUAUGAGCAUCACCCCAAGCGCUUCCUUCACUGUGUCAACAUCUUGGCUGCCCAGAGCUUCCAGUCAGGCCGACACUACUGGGAGGUUGGCGUAGGCUCCAAACCCAAGUGGGACCUGGGUGUUGCAGCUGAGGGGGUGGACAGGUAUGCCCAUAUAUUGCUAAGCCCAGAGAAAGGCUACUGGACCCUACGACUGCGUAAAGGGAAUGAGUAUUCAGCAGGCACCCAGCCCUGGACCAGGCUAAAGCUCAUCUCUACCCCCAAGAGGAUUGGGAUCUUCCUGGACUGCGAGGAGGGGAUGGUGUCUUUCUACAACGGUGACGAUAUGAGUUUGAUAUACUCUUUCACCAAUGGGCCUAGGGGCAAGGUUUUCCCCUUCUUCAGCCCCUGUAUAAGUGAAAAUGUUCAGAGGCAUCCUAUUCAGCUUCUCCACUAUCCUCCUGUUGCUUUAUCUGUCUGAGACAGGUGCAGCCGAUAAAAAGAGUCAAUAAUCUCUUUACUUCAUGAUGAAAUAUUAAUUGACCAAGGUGUGAAAACAAUAUCUCUCCUGUUGGUAUUCAACCAUAUUAAUGACUGACAGUGCUCUUUGGUAUGCUUUUGUUCUCCCUAUGUUUUUUUUUCCUUCUUUUUAGUAAUUUGACACUGCCAAAUAUAUCUGAAAUGAGUGCUUUGAAAACCCAAGACAAUUGCAAUAUUUAAUGAAAAUGCAAUGCUUGGCCAAUUAUUUUCUGUAAUGUUUCUAAAUUUUGCUGUGAUUAGAGCACUUUGUGGUUGCUCAUCUGCUUUUGAAUAAUUUUCAUAUUGUAAAGGAAUACAUAGGGAUGCAAAAGCAGUAUAUUCUGUUAAUUUGUUACUUUUGAAUAUUUUGGAAACUGAAUGACAGUAUUUGGUUGUAGCAAAAUUGAUACCUAUAUAUACAAAAAUAAAUGAUGCACGUAAUGCCAAACAGCUUCUCAAAUCUUGAUUGUAAGGAGGUAACCAUGACAACAGAAUGACUUUAAGUGGGUAUUCUUUUCAAAAGUUAUUAUGCCACUUUUUAAGAUAAUUACAUGGAGCUUUUUUUUUUUUACUAGCAUUUGCACACUUUAAUCAGCAUGAGGAAAUUAUUCCUAUGAUCUGAACUUUUUUUCUAAUAAUGAAGGAUUCCAAAGUGUUGGACAUUACAGUGUAUGAGACCAUCUUUUUCUUGUCAUUUAGGACACUGCAUCAUAGUGACAAUACUAGAUUUGGUUGACUAUUGUGCCUUUCAUAUAUGCAUACAUUUAGCGGUUAAUAUCUGAAUGUAAACUGAUUUUAUUCAUUAAAUCCAUUUUAGAGUACUGACAUUGCAAAUGAUUUCUAUAGUGCUUUGUAUUUUGAAAAUCAACUAUGCCAGUUUAAAACCAACUUUUUGUUGUUUCAUGAAAGAAAAAAUGUUAAAUCAUGCUGAUGGAUGUAGCAAACUUGAAAUUACUUUUGCUUUUCCCAAAUAAAUUUUAAUAAUUUC